Molecule: messenger RNA, 765 nt
Organism: Anopheles coustani
Lineage: Eukaryota; Metazoa; Arthropoda; Insecta; Diptera; Culicidae
Product: caspase-3-like
Exons: 4
Coding region: 1-765 (254 amino acids)
Biological process (GO): proteolysis
Molecular function (GO): cysteine-type endopeptidase activity
Source: RefSeq, a predicted model, not a curated record
AUGGCUGCUAGUAGUGCUGCUGAAAAGUACGAUCUUUCUAAAAAAGCCUACGUCCUUGUGCUUCACCAUCAUCAGUACACCCAUUCCUUGGCGGAUCGCAAGGGCAGUACGGUAGAUCUGGAAGUAAUCAAAGACUUCUUUCGUGCCUACCGAACCGAACCUGACGGCCUGGAUAUACACGAGAACCUUUCGCUGCUCAAGGUUCGGUUGCUGAUGGAUGGUAUAUAUCAGAAAGAUUUUAGCGCCUACAGUUGCCUGAUCGUCAUCAUCAUGAGUCACGGCGCAGAGAACGACACCAUUCAGGCGGACAUCUACUACAACAGCAAAAAUGAGCUUGUGAGAGACGUCUACUUUUUGGACGAGGAUGUGGUGGAAAAGGUGGCCAUGAAUCGGACGCUGGACGGCAAACCGAAGAUAUUCAUCGUCAACGCUUGCCGGGGCAAUGACCGGGUGGAGGUAGACUCGGCUGUUAGGAGAGAUAGAUAUAAUAACAGCGAUAUCAUCCGUUUCCAAAGCACCUUCGAAGGUCACGUUUCGUACCGCAAUACGGACACUGGUUCCUUUUUUGUGAAACGGUUUUUUGAGGAGCUUCGGAAGAACGAAAAUCUUGAUAUUUAUGAUCUUAACAGAAAGCUCAACGCAUCACAGACCGGCAAAAAAAAUUACAUACAGAAUCCCACGAUGAGCAAUACUCUGACGAAACGUCUGAUAUUUGCGGAUCUACGGAAGCAGAAUCUACCUGAUUAUGAUUUACUUUCCGAUUAA